UUUUACUUGCACUUCUUUUGUUUUCUAAUAUUUGGCUAGUUUUUUGAAUUAAUUUGUGCUAAAAUUAAUCCAAUAACAAUAAAAUUCGUUUAGGUCAAACUAAAGUAUUCCUCUUUGGUUCUAAAUUUCAUAACCCACAAAAUUAAUCCAAGUCUUAUUAAAUUUAUUCAGCUUGACCAACAAGUAUGGUUUCAGCCGGAGCAAUUCGUUUUGCAGCUGGAAUUAUUGGUAAUAUAACAGCUUUGGUCUUGUUCUUGUCCCCAGUGCCAACAUUCAUAGGAAUAUACAAGAAGAAGACAGUGGAACAAUACUCACCAAUUCCAUAUUUAGCAACAUUUGUGAAUUGCAUGCUUUGGGUUGUGUAUGGCAUGCCAUUUAUCCACCCUCAUAGCAUUUUGGUGGUUACUAUAAAUGGGGCUGGAUUUUUCAUUGAACUACUUUUCUUAAUACUCUUUGUUAUUUACUCAGACAAGAAAAAAAGAAUCAAAAUUGUAUUAAUUGCAAUUGGUGAGAUCAUAAUAGUUGGUAUUAUGACUGCUUUGGUCCUCAGUUUUGCUCAUACCACUAAGCUUAGGUCUUCUGUUGUUGGUAUCAUUGGAGUAAUUUGCAACAUUCUCAUGUAUGCCUCUCCUUUGUCUGUUAUGAAAUUGGUCAUAAAAACAAAAAGCGUGGAAUACAUGCCCUUUACCUUAUCAAUGGCUGCCUUUGCCAAUGGCAUUGCAUGGACAAUCUAUGCUUUGUUUCCCUUUGAUCCUUACAUUGCGGCACCAAAUGGAGUGGGUUCAUUGUUUGCGUUAGUACAACUAAUAUUAUAUGCAACAUAUUACAAGUCCACCAAGGAGCAAUUAGCAGCAAGAAAAGCUAAAACAGCACUUGGCUUAUCAGAAGUUGUGUACAAUAAUGGAGACUCAGGAAAGGUGGGCCAAAAUGGACGGGCCCAAAUUCCGUAA
Messenger RNA from Amaranthus tricolor (Joseph's coat), 950 nucleotides. Its product is annotated as bidirectional sugar transporter SWEET4-like. Gene Ontology annotation, cellular component: membrane. The record is from RefSeq and is a predicted model, not a curated record. Bases 186 to 950 code for a protein of 254 amino acids. Lineage: Eukaryota; Viridiplantae; Streptophyta; Magnoliopsida; Caryophyllales; Amaranthaceae. Gene Ontology annotation, biological process: carbohydrate transport. The transcript has 5 exons. Gene Ontology annotation, molecular function: sugar transmembrane transporter activity.